Molecule: messenger RNA, 1844 nt
Organism: Nicotiana attenuata
Lineage: Eukaryota; Viridiplantae; Streptophyta; Magnoliopsida; Solanales; Solanaceae
Product: 3-oxoacyl-[acyl-carrier-protein] synthase I, chloroplastic-like
Exons: 7
Coding region: 130-1533 (467 amino acids)
Biological process (GO): fatty acid biosynthetic process
Molecular function (GO): 3-oxoacyl-[acyl-carrier-protein] synthase activity
Source: RefSeq, a predicted model, not a curated record
ACACAGUCACAGUACGUUUUAAGCCUUUCCCCCUGCAUCCACAUCGUUCUCAUCGAAAACUCAUCACUCCAUCUUCCCUUCUCCGCCACACCCCACCCCCCACCACCCACCCCCACCAUAACCAUAACAAUGCAAGCUCUUCAAUCUUCAUCCCUCCGCCCAUCUCCACCCACCCAUCCAUUCCUCAAAUCCACCACCCACCAAUUCACCAAUGUAAAUCCAUUGAAACCCAAAAAACUCACUCCAUUUAUCUCAGCUUCAUCAGCUCCCACGCGCGAGAAAGACCCGAAGAAGCGCGUGGUCAUAACUGGGAUGGGCCUUGUUUCUGUUUUUGGCAAUGACGUUGAUGCUUACUAUGAUAAAUUAUUAGCUGGUGAAAGUGGGAUUAGUCUAAUUGAUCGAUUUGAUGCCUCGAAAUUCCCAACCAGAUUUGGUGGACAAAUUAGAGGGUUUAAAGCUGAAGGUUAUAUUGAUGGUAAAAAUGAUAGAAGGCUUGAUGAUUGUCUUAGGUAUUGCAUUGUUGCUGGUAAAAAAGCUCUUGAAAAUGCCGAUCUUGGUACUGACAGAGAUAAAAAGAUCAAUAAGGAGCGAGCUGGUGUUUUGAUAGGAACAGGAAUGGGUGGUCUUACAGUUUUUUCAGAUGGCGUCCAAGCCUUAAUCGAAAAGGGUCACAGGAAAAUUUCUCCAUUUUUUAUACCAUAUGCCAUAACAAACAUGGGUUCGGCCUUGCUUGCAAUUGAUGUUGGUUUCAUGGGACCAAACUAUUCAAUUUCAACUGCUUGUGCUACCUCCAACUAUUGUUUCUAUGCUGCUGCAAACCACAUUCGUCGCGGUGAAGCUGAUUUGAUGAUAGCUGGUGGAACUGAAGCUGCCAUGAUUCCCAUUGGAUUAGGAGGUUUUGUCGCAUGCAGAGCUUUGUCUCAAAGAAAUGAUGAUCCACAAACUGCUUCUAGACCGUGGGACAAAGAUAGAGACGGCUUUGUUAUGGGAGAGGGAGCUGGAGUUUUGGUGAUGGAAAGUUUGGAGCAUGCAAUGAAACGAGGAGCACCCAUAAUUGCAGAAUAUUUGGGUGGUGCAGUAAACUGUGAUGCUUAUCACAUGACUGACCCCAGAGCUGAUGGACUUGGUGUUUCUUCAUGUAUUCUUAGCAGCCUCGAAGAUGCUGGAGUGUCACCAGAAGAGGUUAAUUACAUAAAUGCUCAUGCAACUUCCACCAUAGUUGGUGAUCUAGCUGAGGUAAAUGCUGUUAAGAAGGUAUUCAAGAACCCUUCAGAGAUCAAAAUGAAUGCAACCAAGUCCAUGAUAGGCCAUUGCCUGGGUGCUGCUGGUGGCCUGGAAGCUAUUGCAACAGUUAAAGCCAUUACAACUGGCUGGCUGCAUCCUUCCAUAAACCAAUUCAAUCCCGAGCCUUCAGUUGAGUUUGAUACCGUCGCAAACAAGAAACAGCAGCAUGAGGUCAAUGUUGCAAUAUCAAAUUCGUUUGGUUUUGGUGGUCACAACUCCGUUGUCGUUUUUUCUGCAUUCAAGCCCUGAUUUCAGCUUUAGUAUAGCAAGAGCAUCCUUCUGCUUCUGAGGCUUAAUUUAGUGUGACAUUGAGGCUGCUUCAUCUAAUCACAGCAAUUGCUAAGCAACUGCAAUUUAAGUUUUAAUUUUUUGGCUUUUUGUUCUUAGCGAUGAGUAUUUCAACUUUUGCUUGUCUUUUUUUACCUCUUUAGCUUAUUGGAUGUUUUCAAGGCACAGUUUUGAAUUAUGUAAGAGCUAUAAAAGACACAAUAGUCUUUUGAGAUUGAGAGAUUGUCAAACAUUGAUUUUCCCGUUCAUAGCAUUUUUUUGGUUUCUUGCUA